This is a messenger RNA of Erigeron canadensis, 2197 nucleotides long. Its product is annotated as bifunctional dihydrofolate reductase-thymidylate synthase 1-like. Gene Ontology annotation, biological process: one-carbon metabolic process; tetrahydrofolate biosynthetic process; dTMP biosynthetic process. The transcript is spliced from 12 exons. Gene Ontology annotation, molecular function: dihydrofolate reductase activity; thymidylate synthase activity. The record is from RefSeq and is a predicted model, not a curated record. Lineage: Eukaryota; Viridiplantae; Streptophyta; Magnoliopsida; Asterales; Asteraceae. Gene Ontology annotation, cellular component: mitochondrion; cytosol. Bases 266 to 1822 code for a protein of 518 amino acids.
UAGGAAAAUCUUCUCUGAGACAAUUGAUAUUGACACAUUACAAAAGACGGUCCCGAGAGAAAAUGCCCCGAUCCGAUCCGUCUUACCCGAUUGAUCAGACCCGUCUUUAGUUUUUCUCUUCCCACCAACAAGAAUUUCUUGAAUAUCAUUAAUCGUUUCAACACACGGAACGGAGCCAGUUUAAACCCAUAAUAAUCAUUUAUCAAAAUUAAGCAAAAUUUCGUUCUUUUCACGCUUUGGUCUCCCAUUGACUCGUAGUAUAGUCAUGGCGAGUGAAACGAUUGCUAAUGGAGUUGCUGCUACUCAUGCACAUCCUGAUCCACGGAGAACUUAUCAGGUGGUUGUUGCCGCUACCCGAGCUAUGGGUAUUGGUAAAGAUGGAAACUUGCCGUGGAGAUUGCCUUCUGACCUUAAGUUCUUUAAGGAUCUUACUAUGACUACUUCUGAUCCAGCCAAAAAGAAUGCAAUCGUAAUGGGAAGAAAAACAUGGGAGAGCUUGCCCUUGAAGCAUAGGCCACUUACUGGUCGCCUAAAUGUUGUUCUCACUCGAUCCGAGAGUUUUGAAAUUGCGACAGGAGGAAAUGUUUUGAUUUGUGGAAGCAUGAUGUCAGCAUUGAAGCUGUUAGCAUCGUCUUCUUAUCGUUCAUCUAUAGAGAAUGUUUUUGUUAUAGGUGGUGGCCAAGUCUUAAGGGAAUCCCUCAAUGCUUCUGAAUGUGAUGCUAUCCACAUUACGGAAAUUGAAACAAAUAUUGACUGUGAUACUUUUAUCCCUGCUAUUGAUGUUCAGAAGUUCCAGCCAUGGUGCUCAUCUUUUCCGAUUGUGGAAAAUGGAAUUCGCCACUGUUUCACCACUUAUGUUCGUGUGAGGAGUUCUGCAGAUGAAGCCCCUACAAAGGUUAAUGGCUCAUCGAAAUUUGACGUGAAGUCAUUUUCUUUCCUGCCCAGAAAAAUAUUCGAGAAACACGAGGAGUACCUUUAUUUGAAACUGGUGGAAGAUAUCAUUUCUAAUGGUGCUUUAAAGAAGGACCGCACACAUACCGGCGCUUUCUCUAAAUUUGGCUGUCAGAUGCGGUUCAACCUAAGAAAAUCUUUCCCCCUUCUUACUACCAAGAAAGUCUUCUGGCGUGGGAUUGUAGAGGAACUUUUAUGGUUCAUUAGUGGUUCAACAAAUGCCAAGGUUUUACAAGACAAGGGCAUUAAUAUAUGGGAUGGCAAUGCAUCCAGAGACUAUCUUGACAGUAUUGGUUUAGUGGAUCGAGAGGAAGGUGACUUGGGACCAGUAUACGGGUUUCAGUGGAGACAUUUCGGUGCAAGUUAUACUAAUAUGCAUGCUGACUACACUGGCCAAGGAUUUGAUCAGUUAUUAGAUGUUAUUAACAAGGUGAAAAAUAAUCCUGAUGAUCGCCGGAUCAUUAUUUCAGCAUGGAAUCCUUCAGCCCUCAAGCAGAUGGCCCUUCCACCUUGUCACAUGUUUGCGCAGUUCUACGUAGCACAAGGAGAGCUAUCUUGUCAAAUGUAUCAACGUUCUGCUGAUAUGGGACUGGGAGUUCCAUUUAACAUAGCAUCAUAUGCAUUGUUGACAUGCAUGAUCGCACACAUUUGUGAUCUUGUUCCUGGUGAUUUUGUUCAUGUUCUUGGUGAUGCUCAUGUCUAUAGCACCCAUGUGAGACCUCUUCAAGAUCAGCUUCAGAAGACGCCCAGGCCUUUUCCAAUUUUAAAGAUCAAUCAACAAAAGAAGGACAUAGAUGGGUUUGUGGCUGAUGAUUUUGAACUCAUAGGAUACGAUCCUCAGCAUAAAAUAGAAAUGAAAAUGGCAGUAUAAAUUAGAGUCUUGCACGUGCAGGUAUGACUUGGCAUAGAGUUUUCGAUAUCAAACGUUUCAGUUGUUGCUUAUGUAGUAUAGACUGAGAACCCAUUGCCCUUGUUUCUUUAAGAAAUUUGGUUUCAGUUUUUAUGUGGGAAUCCUCAAAUUUUCUUGUUGGGAUGAAUUUUCUGGCAAAAAUAUACUUGAUUGAAUGAGUAGGCCAAGAGAUCCGUCCGUACAUAUGGUCACUUGUAAGCAUGAUCGCAAUGCGGAAUUUAGAGUCAUUGUCAAAUGCCUAAGGUGGACUCCAUCAAAUGGCAGUUUUAUAUGGAAGUAGCCCAGAUUGUUUUAAGUAACGAUGUAACAUCAAGUCAUAAGUUUCCAUUCGAUAUA